This is a messenger RNA of Homalodisca vitripennis (glassy-winged sharpshooter), 13357 nucleotides long. Its product is annotated as nuclear pore complex protein Nup153-like. Gene Ontology annotation, molecular function: structural constituent of nuclear pore. Gene Ontology annotation, cellular component: nuclear pore. The coding region runs from base 100 to 4140 and encodes 1346 amino acids. Gene Ontology annotation, biological process: protein import into nucleus; RNA export from nucleus. NCBI's taxonomy places the organism in Eukaryota, Metazoa, Arthropoda, Insecta, Hemiptera, Cicadellidae. The record is from RefSeq and is a predicted model, not a curated record. The transcript has 10 exons.
GUUCAAGUGCCGCCAUUUUAGCUGUGUAGAAAGUUGAAGUGUAAAUUUUUUGGUGAUGGUGUGAUUAAAUUGAAUGUAUUUUAAUCCCAAGGAGUUAACAUGGCCAAGGGAAGUAAUAAUCUCAGGGGUAGAACUUCUGAUGCUUCCAAGCCAUACGAUGUUUCAAAUUCUUUCGUGAAGAGGGUGGCCUCACGCAUGACAGGACUGCUGUCCCAACCAGCAUGGUUGUCUCGAUGGAUGUCCCCAGCUGCAGUGCCCAACGUCAAUGACUUUGCGGGACAUUCUCUAUCAUCGACUAUAACCUCUCGUCCUCCAGCUACCUCAAGAGCGGAGUUGAACCUAGCAGACAAUGUGGAUCACCAUGUUCCAGCCAAGAAGCCUCGGACCAGCCGUUAUAAUUCUCCCAUUAACCAGAACAACUUUCUCAGAAGUGAAGUUUACAAUGCAGAAGACAUCAGUCCUAUACCAGUUAGAGGAGAGCCGGUUGCGUCCAGUUCCAGUAGUACCAAUCCUGAGAUAAUUGCCUCCACACCAGCUGUCCAUGUUCAACAACAGAAUUCUACAAAAGUCAACGGUGAUGAUUGCUCAGAAACGAGUGAAUCUACAAGUGGCUGUUCAUCUCUAGUUCCUCAAGCACAGUCUAUGACUCGGAGUUUGGGUGGUCACAGAUACAGAACUGUAGCUUCAGGAGCACACAUGGAUUCGCUUCACAGGAGAAGACCUUCGUUUAGUACCACAACAUUUUCGUCCCCUAUGAGAGCCAGCAUGCGUGAGAGGCUCGGCAGCUCACCAUUCUACUCCGGCAGAACCAUGUAUGGGGGUUCGUCGCAGGCAUACCUGUCCGAGAUACACUCUCCACAGAGGCGAGUCGGUCCCACAGUCAAGCCUACACCUGCUCAGCAAGCGAUUCCUCUCAGCUCUACAGCCAAGCGCAUCCUGGAUGCCCUGGAGCAAUUUUCCACACCGGUAAUGGAUGCAAAGCGCAUACCCGUGGUGACCGGAGUGAAGAGAAAACUAGAGUCAAGUAAUCAGCGAUACCCAGAGCUCAGUAUACCGAGCACGCCCGACUUGCUGAGAGUGAAGAGACGAGAGAGACUACAGCAGAGCACCUCGGCUGCUCGUCAGACAGCCACUGCAACUACCAUGCCUUCACUUCCUUCUGCUACUCAAUAUUCUAUCAGGAAAGAGGAUGAUGAUGAUAGGAAACGACAGACUGGCAAGGUCAAAACAAAGGAGAAGGUUGCAGAUGAAGCUCUUGAAAAAGUACAGUUACCAUCUGUUGUUUUAUCUGUGGACAAUCUUCCCAAAAUAGACAUUGCAAUUCCUCCUCCACCACGUGCUCAAAGCUUAGCUACGAUUCAGCCAUCACCAGUGGGAACUGGCUGCAAGUUCGAGUUCGUUUCUCCUCAAACUGAGCAACAUAAUGUUAUUGAUCAUGAUUAUAAAUAUCCAGUGACCUCUUUUAAGUUUAGUGCUCCAAUCAGUGAAACAAUCUGCAAAUCCAGUGACAGUAACAAAAAAGUUGUAAGUUCCGGUAGUGUAUCCUCUUUGUCUAGGACAUCUAGUGACAAUCUUACAAGUAACUUAAAAAGACAAAGAAGCAAAGAUGAUGGUGGUGAUGAAACGUCAGUGAGUGUUACAGGUGUAAGCACAACCAACUUGUCUCACAGUUUAGCAGAUUCCUCCUCAUGGAAACCUUCUCCAUCGAAUUUUGUUACAUCACAACCAGACGUUAAACCUAACUCCUCUUGUGAGAGUGAUACUAGCAAGAGAUCUGUAAAUUCUAGUGACAAUCAAUGGGAAUGUUCUGGAUGUAAAAACAAAAAUCUGUUUAGUAUUGAAGUGUGUACUGCAUGCAAAACAAAGAAAAACUCAAAACCGAUUGAUACAAUUAAAAAUAAUGUCAAACCUUCAACCACAUCAGGGUUUGGUGACUUGUUUAAGAAACCUGUUGGCACAUGGGAAUGUUCAACUUGCAUGAUUCAAAAUAAAAAUGAUGCAGUAAAGUGUGUCGCUUGUGAAUCUGCAAAACCUGUUGACGAAGAAAAAUGUAAAUCUGUUCCUAUUUCAGCUUCAAAAGCCAACUCAAGUGUAGUUGCUUCACCCGUAUUUGGUGCCAAAGUCACUGCUGAGACAAAAGCUUCCACAACAGUAGUAUCGGGCUUUGGUGAAAAAUUUAAGAAGCCGGCUGGCUCCUGGGAUUGUGAAGCCUGUAUGGUCACUAACAAAAAUGAAGAUUUGAGUUGUGUUGCUUGUAGCACACCAAAAGCUGAUAAAAAAACAGGUAACACACCUAAAACAGAAAUAAAGGCGGAGACAAAACCAUCAGGCUUUGGUGACAUGUUUAAGAAACCUCUGGGAUCGUGGACUUGCAAUGAAUGCUUUGUGUCUAAUGGAGCAGACGAAGUUAGUUGUGUGGCUUGUCAGACUGUUAAACCAGGUGCCACCUUACCAAAGUCAGAAAUCUCCACUCCUAAGUUUUCAUUUGGAAUACCCACUUCAGCAGCAGUUGGUAAUAAAGAAGUAAGUUCUACAUUUAAAUUUGGGAUUGUUAAUGAUGAGCAGGCAAAAUCAACACCAAGCACAUCUUUCAUUAUGCCAAAAUCCAGUUCUGGCAAUGAUCUUGAAUCCAAAGCUCCAGUUUCAUCUCAGGUCUUUUCAUUUGGUGUACCAAAAACUGCCGAAACGGAUGAGAAUAAAAGUGGAGUUACAACUAGUACUCCUAAACCAGUUUUCCAGUUUGGGUCUGCAAAACAAAAUGAACCAGAACCAAAAUUACCAUUUGGAAGUGUAACAACAACCAAACCAAAUACGUCUGACGGUGCAUUUGGAAAUGCUGGGAAAACAACAGAUAAAGAAGUAAUUAAAGAAACAGCACCAGUGAAAUCAAGCAUUGAACUGGGUAUUACACCGAGUACAGUAGUAUCUUCAAUACCUAGUUCUAAUGUAGUUGAUAGUGAAAAGGCAGCAACACCUGCAUUAGGUGAAAAAUCUCUUACCAUUGCUGAUAAAAUAUCUACCACAAAACCGAUGUUUACAUUUAACACAAACAAAGUUACUGGUAGCCUAAAUGCGACUGAUAAACCUAAUGAAGGAAGUUUAAAUCCAACUUUUAUGUUUGGGAAGAAGGAGAAUUCGGACAAUGUUGCAACAACCGUAAUAACGAAUCCAAUUGCUGUAAGUGCACCUGUCAAUGUGUUCAAGUUUGGAGAAACCAAAACUAUCGCUUCAAGUGUUGGGUCGGACUCUUCAUCCUCUGUAAACACUCAGCCCAGUUUUACAGCUCCUAAAGCAAAUAACAUAUUCACUUUUGGCUCAAGUAUAGAAAAAAAAGAAGCAAAUUUUGGAACUUCUGCCACCAAAGAAACUCCAUCGACUAAUACAGUGACUUUGCCAUCUAAUGAGAAUAAACCGGUAUUCGGUUCUUUUGGCACGACAUCCACCCCAUCACCAGCGUUUGGGAGUAACAAUGUCUUUGGAAGCAGUAGCUUUGGCAGUAAAGAUCAGCCUAACCCUUUUGUUCCUCAAACAACGUCCAAUGUUUUUGGAACUACCCAAACUACAAAUGCUUCAGCUACAAGUACCUUUUCAGGGUUUGGCCAGACAAAUGCUAAUGCUUUCCAAAAUGCCUCUCAAGACAACAAGUCUUCAGCUGUUUUUACAUUUGGAUCAGCAUCAACAUCUUCCAAGGAAUCAGCACCAUCAGGUGGUGGUUUUGUUUUCAAUCCUGUCAUGGAGAAAAGAGCCGAGCCAGCAUUUGGUUUCUCAGGAAAUCAAUCAAAUCCCUCAGCACCAGUGUUUGGAUUUAACAGUACCUCAUCAGCUUCAUCGACAUCCUUCAACUUUGAACCAAAACCUUUUGGUUCGGGAAUAACUCCGUUUAGUGGAACAAGUGAGGCUCCUGCUCCAGUUUUUGGAACACCUGCUCUACAACAGGUGACUCCGGCGUUUGGAGAACAAACAAAUCCAAACCCUGUGUUUGCUUUUGGAUCACAACCCUCACAGACACCUGCCACUUCAGUGUUCGAGUUUGGAUCUGCCCAGCAGCAGGCCACACCGAUAGCUCCUGCACCCUCUACUACAUUUGUGUUUGGGGCAACACCAACAGUCGCUACAACCGACCCCAACCCCAUCCUUUGACCCCAACAUCAAGCCGACAUUCAAUUUCUCUCAGGGAACCACGCCAGUGUUUUCUGCAAUUCCAACUGUGAACUCAACUGGAACUAGCCAGCCACCAAAUCGAAAGAUUCGUAAAGCUGUCAGACGGACGAACAUGUCAUCAGUUCGACAAUCUUAAUUUUUAGUUAUUUAAUUAAUAAAUAUUUGUGGUAGCAACGGUACGUCAGUAAUUAGUUUCCUACUUUACAGUCAAUUGUGCAUAUUAAUUACAAUUAGUAUAACUAAAAGAUUAUUACGGUUGUGUUGUUGACUUUUUUUAACUGGACUUACUUUUAAUGCCUUUAAAGACUUUUAGAACACGUAAAUUUGUUAUUACAACUUAAGUUCUACUGUAAAUGGAAAGUAUAUGAUCAGAAUUUAUUCAGUAAUGUAUAUUUUGAGCGGAAAGUAAUCUCUUUUAUGUAACCAAACAUAUACAUCGUCUUUGGUUUUGUUGGGUUUAUUUUCUAGUUUUAAGGAAGUUAUUUAGCCUUAAGCAAAAAGUUGGAUGUCUUUUAUAUCCUUUUUUUGAAUUUUAAAAAACCUAGUCAAACUUUCAAAAAAAAUAGUGUCUUAUCUAUGAUUUUUACAGUUUAAAGCAAAUGCCAAAGAUUUGGUUUGCGACAUUGUCUAAUAUUUAUUUAUGUACAUUUUACAUGGAGAUUCGACUAUAAUUAUGUCGUUCGGAAAAGGGUGUAGAAAUAUACAUGCAACUUUUUUCUUAUGUAUUCCAUCUCUAGAUGGAUUGUAUAUAGUAUAGUAAAAAUUUAUCCACAUUUCAGUUUGGCUCUUGUUUGUUACUGUCCCUGUAGCGUUGUACUUCAAUUAGUUGUUAAAUCAUAAGUAGCCACUUGAAAGUUUUAAAUUUGUGCUUUUUCUAAAUAGACUGUUUUGUCUUCAAAAAUAGCAAAUAUUAAGUAGUUGUAUAUUAAAUGUUGAAAUUUAUAAAUACCGGUACAUCAUUUAUACAAUCUUUGCUGGCCAAAUAUUAGUAUUUAAUAUGUUAAAAUCCAUUGGACUCUUUUGGACAAUCUUUUGAGGUAUAAUUAGUCUACUGGCACAAACACAAAAUGUUACAUUAAUUAUAUAGAAUUAAGGCAUAUAAUAUGUUGUGUAAAAUUAGUUUAAGCUCAAUAUUUUAUAUGCAUUGCAUACUAAUAGUUACUUAUACUAAAACAAAACAAUUAUAUUUUUCAGUAUUUGCUGUACUGCAGUUUGUUGCCAUAUUCAAACACAAAUAUUUGUUAUAUUACAUGAAUAUAAAAAAAUAUAAAUUCUAUAAGUAUUAAGCAAAAUUAUUUAGCCUUUCUUAUUGGAUAAAAUAAAUACCUACAAACUUAUUGAUUGGACAAUUUUCCACAAGCCAAAAAUGAGAUUUAAAAAUAUUGUGGGCAUGCUUGCUAACUUUACAUUUGGCAGACUUUCAAAACUAAUAUGCCCAUUUAAAUGACUUAUUUAUGUUAAUUUUUGUGUAAAUAAAUAAUUGAAGAAGUGUCAAUGCUAUUAUGUAAAUGUAUAAUUUUAAAUUACAUGGCUUUUUACAUUCAAGAUUCUAUGAACAUUAAAAUAUUUUGUAGCACAGUGAGUGAAAAUUUGUUAUUAAAACGUACAGAUUAAAGUUAGUUCAUAGUAAAUUAUAACCCCCUCCUCCUCUUCCCCCCCCCCCAAAUGAAUGAAGUUAGCUUCAAAUAGAACAAAUUUAUAACAUGAGGGUUUUAUUAUGAUCACCCUGUCUAGUUUGUAAUGUGCAAGAAUACGAUUUAAAGUCUUAUUAUUAUGUUGGUUUCUUGUAUUGUUGUUUCUUUGUGAACAUAUCAAUUAUAAUAAAUUUAAUUAAUUUAUAUCAGAUAAAUAAAUUGUGAUAAUCUGGAUUUAAUCCAAGUAUUACUAAAACUUGACUAACAUUGUACAGAUCUAGGAUUGUGUUGUAAAUACAUGUUAUAUUGUUAAUUUCAAAUAAAAACUAAAAUAAUAGACUAUUUCUUUGAAUUGUGGCAGUCCCCAAUUAAUUUCAAAUAAAAACUAAAUAAUAGACUAUUUCUUUGAAUUGUGGCAGUCCCCAAUUAAUGUAGUUGAAAUCAAUUGAUACCUUCAAAUCUGUUUGAAUUUAUUGACUCUUUUGAAGUGUCAUGGACGUUGAUUUUACAUGGUCACAGGUUUCAAAUGGCACUGUAUAACCUAAAAUAAAAACUUCUUAAUGAUAACAUAACAAAAGGGUAUAACCAGCUUUAGUGCGUUUGUUAUAUAACAACAACGCCAAUAUAGCAAGUGGUGUUGCAAGUGUUAGUAUAAACACUUCUAGUUCCCAAAACAACUUAUUUAGAUGAAAAUACAAUUACAAUCCAUUAACACUAAAACAGUUCAAUGCCCUAAUGUUACUUCUAAUAUAAACAAGAUCAAUUGUAAUUUGUUACAUUUGGAUUAUUUAUAAAAUACUAUGAUCUUUUUGUCACCACUAUUUAUAAUUUGAAUUAAUAAUAACUUACCCAAGUUUAUGAUAGAAUCAUUGAAGGAAAACCCAAGAAUAGAAAGUUAGUGAAAUUAUAAAGUUCAAUUCAAAUAUUGUUUCAACAUUUUAUUUCUAUUCUAUUACCUUAGCUGGCUGAUAAGAGUUUGUACAAUUUAUACUUUAAGAUUAUGCAAACCAUUUCGACUAUAGACUAAAACAGAAAAUUUUUGGCUACUAUUGUCAAAACAGAUAAUCUAGAUUUUUGCAAUUAGAAGUUAGUUCAAAUCCUGACCUUGAAAUUAAUAUAUUUGCAUGAUUAAAAAGGCUUAUUUUGUUUGUGUUAUUAUUCCAUAUUCUUACUUCAGAUAAUGGUUCACUCAUAUAUAACGAUUGUUCUGUAAUUAUGUGCUCUUACAUAUUUUAAGUAAAUUACUGAAUUUACUUAAAAUUGAAUCCCAUGCUAGGAAGGCAGAGAGAAAUUUGUCUGAGUCAUUGACUGAAACUUAGCAUAGUGAAAAGCUUGUUUUUGAAUCAAGAUAGCAAAACUUAGUCGUCCCUAUUGGUUUUUGGCAGAUUGAUCUCCCAAUACCUCCAGAAUCAGUGCAGUCAUCAUACCUGUAAUAUAAUUUUGCCAGGUAUGAACCAAAAACACUAAACAAAUUUGAGGCAAAACUUGUCUCAAUGGUUUUGUAGUUGUCUUCAAUUAAGUUAAUUUUUUUAAAUUGUAACUUCUUUUUUCAAAUUGAAUUGAAACAAAGUGUUUCUGCCAUUGAUACAGUCUCUGGUGGUUUGAAAUCAUGAAUUAUUAGUGGGUUCUGCCUUACUUUGAUUGUUCGGCCCAUACAGUACUGAAGCGUUCAAACUGGAGAUGAGUUGUUGUGAUAUUUUAAAUUUAAUUUAAAGCAAAGCAAGCCCUGGUUUUUCCUCCAAUCGUUUUUGUAGGUUGGUGGUUGAAUAGUGUUUUGUCAUGAUCUUAUCAAGACUAUCAGGAUCUUUGUUAUCUAACAAAACACUGGAGACCCUCUUGUAAAAUACUGCCAGUUCUUCUCGCAUGCCUGGCUGGUUCAGAUUUUCGAUAAGGUAAUUACGUGUCAAAACUAUUCUGUUUCCAUAUUUGGAAAGUAUUUUUCAAAAUUUGUAGCACCAUGUUGCAAUUUGUGUUAUUUGCUUAUCUGUUAGUUAAAGCUAGGUAUGGUGUAAACAGCUGAGGUAAAAACCUAAAAGACAAACAGACUUAAUUACAGUAGAGCGUCAAUAAUCCAAAUCAAUUGGGACACAACUCCGUCCAGAUUUUUUUUAAUGAACAAAAAAAAGAGGUAAUGACGAAUAGCUAAUAAGUUAUGUGCAAAUGAGCAUAAAUAUGUUUACGAAAGCGGAACAGAUAAACGAAACUUUUCAUUACUGUAGUAAAAGCUUUAAAUGUUUUACUCACAGAAAAAUACAGUAGUCUUAUUUUGUGUAAUGCACAUCUAAGCUAUACAGAAAUAAAACACUUUGUAAAGUAAAAACGUGAUAAAUAAAUAUUUUAAAUUACGAAAUAUUUUAAGUUGAAGAAUCUUUGUUGAUUUCUGAACCACUGUAUUGAUUCUUUUUUUCAGCCAUUAUCUUUAUUUGGUUAAGGAGAACGAGGUGAGUUUGUGUACUUUCAGUCGGUCUUACAAACCACGCAAUCAAAGUUUCUGCUGCCAUAAAAUCAUUAGAAUGUGUCGGCUCAUUUGUUAUAUUAAAUCUAUAAGGAAAAUAAAAACUUAUAUAAUUAUUUAUUGUUCAACUUUAGUAUAGGCCAUUUUGAUCCAUAGUCUGUGAAUACCUCAUUUGGAAAUGAAACAAAACUAAGUAAGAUAAAGCUAAAAUUUAAAUAGUUGAUAAAUAUUAGUUUAAUUCUCUAUUUGCAAAAAGCACAAAUGGUUUAUUAUAUUAUUAACGGUUUUGUCAUGUAAUACUUAUUUUAUACCCAAGAGAAUUAUAUUUUUUCUUUAUUAGGUUAAGUAUUGAAAAAUAUGUAAAUAAUGCACUAAUAACUGGACUGUUUGUGGUGCUAUUAAAAUUGAUAAUAUUAAUUAAAAUUAUCCUGGCCUGAUGAACAUUGUUACUGUUGUAUUUCCAAACUGAAAUGUGUGUGUACGUGUGUGUGUGUUUGACAUACUUGUUUAUUUUUACAAAACCAUUUUUAACUCCACCAGGUUUUAUUUAAGAUGAUGUUUGAUUAGUUGUGUACAAUCUUCGUACACACUAUUUACAUUUGUACAUUAUAUUUACUAAAAAUUAUAGUUUUAACUUUGCAUAACUCCUUGUUAUUUUCAUUUAAUUUUAGACACCAUGCCAACUUUAUUGGCUUCAAUGUUAUUUUUUGUUAUUUAAUUUGUAAUGAUGACCACCAUUAAUAAUUAUGAUUUCUACUAAUAUUCAAAGUAAAUGAUUUUUGUUAGUAAAUUAAACAGUAAUAAUACAUUUGAAAGAAAUAUUGUAAUAUAAUUUAUUAUAAAUUUAGCAGGUAAGUUUUAGCUAUUAAUAUAUUACUAUUGUUAGUGAAAUGAGAGAAACUCACAAAAAUUCUUUUACAGUGUCGCUCUCAUUAUUAGUCUUUCAGAAAUUUGCAUCAGAAACUGCCAAGGGUAUUGGUAUUGUGGUUGUUAUUGUUUCCUUAUUUUAUUAUUGUUAUUUAACUAGCUUAAAGUUCUUUUGUCAAUGAACUAGUACAAUUCUUUUGCUAAACUUUUCUAAUUUAAAAUUUUAAUUCAGAGUUUAUUUCUGUUGUCAUAUUAAAUUCAGGACACUAAUUUAGUACAAAUAUUUUUUCUAAUUUAUUAAAUUAUAUAGUUUUUUUUUUAAUUUUGUAAACUUGAACUGAGUUUUAAAUCAUAUUAUAAAGUUCCAUUAUUUAAAAUUAAACUAAAUCGCCUUAUUACUAAAUUUAAAUGUUUAUUUUCCAUAAAGUCAUUUAUUUAUUUUAACUGCUUCGGUAAAUGAGAGAAUGUGUUUUCAUUAAUUCCAACAAUGUGUUGUUUUGAAUUAACAUUUGUUAGCUCUUAAAAUGAGUCACAACAUUGUUCUUUAAACUUAAAUUAACUGAUUCAUUUUUAAUUAUCAGGCUAAUGUGGCUGGUGAGAUGACUAUUGCUAAUGCAAUUCAAAUAUUAAAAUAUUUCAGCCUCUGUGGAUAGCCACUUCAGUCAACUAAUGUUGGGACCAAAACUCAUUCGUUUUGCUAAGUUCUGUGGCUAUUUUAGCAAAGUGAAUUUCCUCCUUUUAACUUAGUGAUUAAUAAGGUAUAUUCAUAAAAAACCUAAUGUGAACUUAUUGUUUUAUAAAAUUGUCUUUUUCUUUAUUAGGAUGAGGAUGAUUAUACAUAGUUUUGGCUGAGAUAUAGUUUUCCAAACCAAAAGGAGAGCAUUUUUAACUAAAUUCCAAACAAUUAAAAUAUAACAGGCUAUCUGGUUCAAAAGAAGUUCAUUAUGAAAUGCUUGUGUCCACCAGAACAUCUGAAAAUGGAUAUUUCAACCAAAAUUAAAAUCCUAUACAAGAAAUUGUUCAAUGAUUAUUGUUACCUUCGCAGGUGUUAUUAAUGACCAAGAGCAGUACUAGGAAGUAGUACAGUAUUGCAUUAACUGUAUUGCGUAAAACAAAUUAACUAACCAACAAUUAAUUUUUGGAUAACAACUUAAAGACAAAUGGUUUACUAAAUAUGAAAUUUAAUUUCAACUGUACAAUGUUUUAAAAAAGAGAAUGUUCAUAUAAAUUUCUGCCAGAAGUAGAAAUGACAUCUUUGGGACACCAAUAUAUGAACUUGAAUACGUGAAUAAACUUGGAUCACUUUGCUAUGCACAUCGACAAGGCAAAAUGGCUACAAUGUCACAUUCUAUGCAGUAAAUUAGUUUUAUAACUCAAAUUAUGAACACCUAUAAAAACGUAAAAUAGACUAACCUCAAAUCAUCUACACAAAAAAUAGCUGGAAGAAACCAUAUCCUUUCAAAUAUGGAGACAUGCAUGAAAAAGUAUCUGAAACAGUUCUAUAAAAAAUGUUACGGUCACUAGUUAGAGUGCUUUUGGCACUAUAUGUAUGUAUUUGUUUCUAUGAAUUUUUGAGCCUUAAAUCUAAAAGGAGAGUAUUAAUUGUUAUUUAUAAAUUUAAACAUGGGAAUGUCAAAUGUAUCCAUCAAUAUAUGCAAAAAUCUGAAAAUUGGUUUUUUAAGGCUGAUUCCCCGAGCCAAGAUUGAAAGUUUGGAGCUUGGUGAAAUGGAUGAGAUGAUCCAACUAGAAUAUCUUGUGGAAGUUACAAUCAAAAACUGGGGCUUACUUGAAAUAGAUUUUUUACAGAGCAUUAACUGUAUCAAAGGAAAAAUAUAAUAAAUUACAGCACAAUAGCUAAAUCUCAAGUGUGUUGUACUAUUAUCUUUAUUAAUUUUUUUUUUUUUUCAAAAAGAAUUAAAACUUAAUUUGACCUAACAAGAACCAUCUGGAUGCUGCGCUUCCUUUGUAGCUUGAAUUUUACUUAACUACUAACCUUCAUUAUUUCAACUAUACAUAGCUUUAAAAUAUUGUGGUGUACAGAAUACACUAAAUUUGCGUGUUAGAGGCAUCUUGGUUUACACAGAUAAUUGUACGUGACAUUUCAAGAGAUUCCUAGUGUUUGUUUUGUGGUUUUAGACAAAAAGUCUUUGAAGACUAAAUAAAGUGAAAUCCAGUUAGAAAACAUAUUUUUUUAUCAAAAUAUUGUCUGUUUAAAUUAGUGAUUUAAAUUAUUUUGUUGUGAAAUAGUUACAUAUUCUAUUUAUAGAAAUACGUUUCUGUCAUAGUAUUAGCCACACACAACUGCCUUGUCUGUUAAUAGAUGUAUUUUUACUAUCCUGUUCAUAAAUUGCUGGGCUCUGUGAUUUUCUUGAAUAAAGGUUGACGUGAUUUUGCUGAAAUUAGUGAUUUGUUGACCAAAUGUGGACAAAAUAAAGAAAUUGUUUUUAAACUAGUGUUCUAACAAUCUAAAUAAGUGUAUCUAAAAUAUUGCAAUAAAAAUAUAAAUGUAUACAUAAAUAAUAUAAAUUGAAUAUUCAUAAACUAAAAAGUAAUAUAUGACUUAAUAAUACAUUUCAUAUAUAAUUAAUAGCUCAUUAUGUGAAACGCGUUUGUUAUUUCAAAUUGGUACAAAUUCGUUUUGAGCAAACUCUGAUUAUAUUUUUUAUUUAAAUACAUAAUAUAAAAUUCAGGUAAAUUCUUUUUUGCUGUGACCGAAAUACUCCAAUACUAAUUACCAUACAAUAUUUAUCACAAGAAAUGAACUACUGAAUUUGAAUCCAACAUCCUAUAUAUAAAUUGUAUUAUUUUAUCCAUUAGUAGGGAAAUAAAAAAAAGUAAUUAAUCAAUUAAUGUAUCUUCAACGUUAAAUCUUCUCAACAAUGGUUUUACAAACAAACUUUGACGUAUAAAUUGAUUGGUUACGUUCUGUAAAUUUUAAUUUGCUGUUCAUAACUGAGACGUAUAUGUUGCACAGUGUUGGUUGGCGAGUGUACAUAUUUACGAGAGGCCUAUUCAACCUUUACAACAUCAUUUAAAAAUUAACUGAAGCAGUUAUUUCACUCUUAUUAUAAUCUCUUUUAUGUUUACCUUGCUUUCAGUUUGAACUUAAAAUAUUUUGUAAAAAGAAUACAAUUUUAAUUUUUAGUUUAGUUUGCAUUAUUGUUAUUAGGAAUUUCAAGGUACUUAGACCAAUCCAAAUACCUCCUCCAUAAUUUUAUUUUUGUUACUAUUACCAUUGUGUGUUAUUUUACAUUUCGGAUACUUUAUGUGUACUUUCCAAACGUAACUGUAUCUGUAUUUACCAAGUACCUUAUAAAGUGAACAUUCUCUAUUAGAAGAUAAUCACUCAUUAUUUUUUAAAAAGCUAUUGGAUCACUCCAAGGUUAUACAGUAUUUCAUGUUGAAAUUAUAUAGAGAACAAACUGGAGUAUUUGAAAUGGCCUUAAAAGAAUUGUAAAUGAGAAUGUUCACAACUAUUGCUAAGAUCUAGCCAUACUAUAUUUACACUAGAGAAUUAAUACUUUGUAUAGUGUCAACAUGCGAUGCUUCCGAGCCCGUAGUGGCUUCACGUCAGACGUACUGGUGAACCAUUACUAGUUCCUAGCAUAAUCUAUUGGCCAAUAUUAGUACAAUCGUGGUACAACAAAGCAAACGCACUUGCUGGAGCAGAAAAAAUGUUACACUACCCUAAAUCAUGUCGACCCUAUAUAUGAAGAAUAUAUUCUCUAGGCUGUUACAUUUAAUUUAGCUACUAUGGGAUAUUGUAGAAUAGGUCAUAAAGAGCACACUUAUGAUCUGGCCCAUAGAAUUCCGUGUGCGUGAUUUUAGGAUUUAUAUUAAUUAUUACUGAACGAUGCAUUUUUAUAACUUUGUAAAUCAAUUCGUCUUUUUUAUGAAACAAAGAAAAAACGUAAAGGUCAAAUCGUGGACCUCGAAGCAACUGUGAUAUUCCCGUGGGCCAGGUUACACUAGGCAGACUCACUCCUUAGGUUCCUGGUCAUUGCAAUAAGCGUUGUGCGCAAGUGUGUGUGAAAGGAGUUAGACUGCUUAUUCGUGUGUAAAUAUUCAUGUUUGUAGAUAAACUUACUUACGUUCUAUGUAUAUAUAUCAUAGUUCUGUGUGUUUCUUAAUUUUGUUCCUCAAGUGACAGGUUUCAAAAAUACAGCAACAACUGGUUUUUUGCAAUUGUAAGAUACAACAAAAUAUGUAUAAAAGGAAAUCAGUUAUAUUGAGUUUGAAA